Molecule: messenger RNA, 1199 nt
Organism: Rosa chinensis
Lineage: Eukaryota; Viridiplantae; Streptophyta; Magnoliopsida; Rosales; Rosaceae
Product: phenylcoumaran benzylic ether reductase Betv6
Exons: 5
Coding region: 99-1028 (309 amino acids)
Molecular function (GO): oxidoreductase activity
Source: RefSeq, a predicted model, not a curated record
UUUGAGCACUAGCUCAGAAACAAAGCAAAAAAAAGUUCGACAGACUAUUUGAUUCAAUCUUCUAUAUUUCACAUUGUUGCAAGUCCACAUUUCCUGCAAUGGCCGCUCAGAAAAGCAAGAUCUUGAUCAUCGGAGGCACCGGCUAUAUAGGCAAGUUCAUUGUCGAAGCGAGCGCAAAGGCUAGCCAUCCCACCUUUCUUCUUGCUAGGGAGACCACAGUCAAUGACCCUGCCAAGGGAGCUCUCAUUCAGAACUUCAAGAACUCGGGGGUCACUUUGCUCUAUGGGGAUCUUUAUGAUCAUGAGAGCUUGGUGAAGGCGAUCAAACAGGUCGAUGUGGUGAUAUCAGCGGUGGGCCACAUGCAGAUAGCAGAUCAAACCAAGAUCAUUGCGGCCAUCAAAGAAGCUGGUAAUGUCAAGAGAUUCUUCCCCUCGGAAUUUGGAAACGAUGUGGAUCGUGUACAUGCGGUUGAGCCAGCAAAAUCUGCAUUUGCAAUGAAAGCCCAAAUCCGCCGCGCUAUAGAGGCUGAGGGGAUACCCUACACUUAUGUCUCCAGCAACUGCUUUGCAGCCUAUUUUCUGCCCACGUUGGCACAGCCAGGAGCCACUUCUCCGCCCAGAGACAAAGUCAUCAUCUUAGGGGAUGGAAAUGCAAAGGCAAUCUUCAACAAGGAAGACGACAUUGGCACCUAUACGAUCCGAGCGGUUGAUGAUCCAAGAACACUGAACAAGGUCCUCUACCUCAAGCCUCCUAGAAACAUUUACUCCUUCAAUGAACUGGUUGCCUUGUGGGAGAAGAAAAUUGGCAAAGUUCUUGAGAAGGUCUAUGUUCCAGAGGACAAACUCCUCAGCGACAUUCUUGAGGCUCCAAUUCCGAUCAAUGUGAUAUUGGCAAUCAACCACUCUGUGUUCGUGAAAGGAGAUCAUACCAACUUCGAGAUCGAGCCGUCUUUCGGAGUCGAAGCCUCCGAGCUGUACCCGGAUGUUAAGUACACCACUGUGGAGGAGUAUCUCGACCAAUUUGUUUAAGCAUUAUUAGAUUGCUGAUUAAGAUGUUUGCUAAAUAAAAGUACUAGCUAGCAAGCUUCUUGUGCGAGCGGAAGAGCUGUUGUGCUUUCUAAUUAUAAUUGUUGUAUGUUUUCUUUUAUGAGGAUUUGUACUAAGCUUGAAUUCACCUCUUGGAUUGUUUCGGAAGCCAAA